Messenger RNA from Misgurnus anguillicaudatus (oriental weatherfish), 7170 nucleotides. The record is from RefSeq and is a predicted model, not a curated record. Lineage: Eukaryota; Metazoa; Chordata; Actinopteri; Cypriniformes; Cobitidae.
GGAUAUAAUAAUUAUAAAAUUAUUCUAGCCAAACACAUCGUAGUUGAGCAGUUUUUGGCUGUAAAUGUGUAUUUUGGUAAGAGCUCUAGAGAGGGACGUGGUAAUGCAGCCAUAUUUGUUACGGGUGGUUGGAGCGGCUGUACAUUGUCAAGAACAUGGCGGCUUCCAGGCAGGCAUGAGAGUGGAUACUUCUUAACAAAUUUGGAUGAACCCGGGCUAUCCUCUCAAAACAACACCAUAAACCAUCUCCCUGGAUAUUGCAACACGAAUAUCUAAAAGGACAUGACAUCCCCAGGUUCCACUGUGACUGGAACCACCGGAGCUCCACUGCAGCCACGAUGGAAGCGGGUUCUGGGCUGGUCCGGCCCGGUACCCCGGCCAAGACACGGACACAGGGCCGUGGCCAUCAAGGAGCUGAUGGUUGUUUUUGGCGGAGGAAACGAAGGAAUCGUCGACGAGUUGCACGUUUAUAAUACUGCAACAAACCAGUGGUUUAUACCAGCGGUCCGUGGAGACAUUCCUCCAGGAUGUGCAGCGUAUGGUUUCGUAUGCGAUGGCACGCGGCUGUUGGUGUUCGGUGGAAUGGUGGAAUAUGGAAAGUACAGCAAUGAUCUUUUUGAGUUACAGGCAAGCAAGUGGGAAUGGAAAAAAUUGAAACCCAAGGCCCCUAAAAAUGGGGUGCCGCCAUGUCCUCGUCUUGGCCACAGUUUUUCUCUUGUGGGCAACAAAUGCUAUCUUUUUGGAGGGCUUGCCAAUGACAGUGAAGACCCCAAGAACAACAUUCCCAGAUAUUUGAAUGAUCUUUAUACUCUCGAGCUGCGUCCGGGCUCUAGCGUUACAGGCUGGGAUAUACCAGUCACGUAUGGCGUUCUGCCCCCUCCACGAGAGAGUCACACUGCUGUAAUUUAUACGGAAAAAACUACCAAGAAGUCCCGUCUUGUCAUAUAUGGAGGAAUGAGCGGAUGCCGUUUGGGAGAUCUUUGGACAUUAGACAUUGAUACAAUGACCUGGAAUAAACCUUCAAUCUGUGGUGCUGCACCUCUCCCUCGCAGCCUUCACUCGGCCACCACCAUCACAAAUAAGAUGUAUGUAUUUGGUGGCUGGGUUCCUUUGGUAAUGGAUGAUGUAAAGGUGGCCACACAUGAGAAAGAAUGGAAGUGUACAAACACGUUGGCCUGCCUGAACUUAGACUCUAUGUCAUGGGAGACUGUUUUGAUGGAUACCUUGGAGGACAACAUACCCCGUGCACGAGCUGGACAUUGUGCAGUUGCCAUCAACAACAGGCUUUAUGUGUGGAGUGGACGUGAUGGGUAUCGUAAAGCAUGGAACAAUCAGGUGUGCUGCAAAGACCUGUGGUACCUGGAGACAGAACGGCCUAAUCCUCCUUCAAGGGUACAGCUUGUCCGGGCCAACACAAAUUCUUUAGAGGUUAGCUGGGGUGCAGUGUCUACAGCAGAUAUGUACCUGCUUCAGCUUCAGAAAUAUGAUAUCCCAGCAGCCACUGCUGCCACCUCACCAGCCCUCAGCGCAGCUAACUCAGUUCCUGGAAACUCGCCAAAGAGUCCAGUGCCCGCAGCAGCUGCUCCCUCUGCUCAGAGUCUGCCACAGAGUGGCAUCACUCUCGUACCCCAGGCUGCUUCUCCCACAGCCUCAGUCCUGCCCAACACACCCGGAAGUCCACUGGCCGCCUCUGUAGCUCGUGGCCCAGCUAUACUAAAAGUUGCAGCCCCUCAGUCAGGCACCGGGACAUCAAUCGUCACCGUGCGACAAGCAGCCCAGCCUGGAAAAUCCCCAGUCACUGUGACAUCACUUCCUGCAGGUGUUCGUAUGGUCGUGCCAUCACAAACAACUCAAGGAACGCCCAUAGGCAGCAGCCCUCAAAUGAGUGGAAUGGCAGCAUUGGCGGCAGCUGCUGCAGCCACACAAAAAAUCCCCCCUUCUGCUGGAGCUACUGUACUUAAUAUGCCAGCUGGGGCUACGAUAGUCAAAACAAUGGCUAUGACACCUGGGUCUACCACUCUAGCCAACACAGUUAAAGUGGCAUCUCCUGUCAUGGUAAGCAACCCUGCCACUCGCAUGCUGAAGACCGCUGCUGCCCAGGUGGUCACUCCAACAGUGUCUAGUCCCACUACAGCUGCUCGACCCAUCAUCACGGUGCACAAGUCGGGCACAGUUACCGUAGCCCAGCAAGCUCAGGUUAUGACCACAGUAGUGGGUGGAGUCACUAAGACCAUCACUCUUGUCAAGAGCCCACUUUCAAUGGGAGGAGCCGGCACCUUGUUCUCUAACUUGGGCAAAGUGAUGUCAGUGGUACAGACCAAACCUGUGCAGACGGGUGCUGUGACUGGGCAAGCCUCCUCCAACCCAUUGACUCAGAUUAUACAGACAAAGGGUCCUCUUCCUCCUGGCACCAUUUUAAAGCUGGUAACAUCUGCUGACGGAAAACCAACAACCAUAAUUACCACCACUCAGGCAGGUGGCACAGGAAAUAAGCCCACCAUAUUGGGCAUCAGUGGCAUGUCCCCUAGUACAACAAACAAGCCUGGGACCACCACUAUCAUUAAAACUAUCCCCAUGUCUGCUUUACAACAGGGAGGGGCAGGUGUAACUAGUAGCACCGGGGUGAAGAGUCCCAUCCAUUUCAUCACCACUAAGAUGAUGACAUCAGGAACUCCUGGAAAAAUCAUUACAGCGAUGCCUAAGAUAGGCACAGCUGCAGGCCAGCAAGGCCUAACACAGGUUGUUUUGAAGGGUGCUCCAGGUCAGCCUGGGACCAUUCUUCGCACAGUGCCAAUGGGAGGAAUGCGGCUCGUGUCUCCAGUAUCUGUGUCUGGGGUCAAGCCAACUGUAACCACACUGGUUGUCAAAGGAACAACUGGUGUAACAACUCUUGGCACAGUCACGGGUACAGUUUCCUCCAGCUUAGCAGGAGGGAGCGUAGCCAGUGCCAAUGCCACAUUGGCAACCCCCGUUACCACCCUGGGCACGAUUGCCACCCUCUCCAGCCAGGUCAUCAAUGCUACAGCUGUGUCUGCUGCUCAGAGCAAUCUUACUACGGUCUCAUCUUCCAUGCAGCCGACCCAGGUGACUCUUAUAACCACACCCAGUGGUGUGGAAGCUCAGCCUGGCCAAGACCUGCCCGUUUCUUUUCUGGCCUCUCCUACCUCGGAGCAGCCCACCUCAAGUGAUUCUGGGGCAGGUGACGCCUCUGGCACUGUUACUUUAGUAUGCUCCAACCCCCCGUGUGAGACUCACGAGACGGGCACCACCAACACAGCCACCACGGCGACUGCUAAUAUGGGAACUGUUCCAACUGGCACAGUGCAGAGGGUUUGCUCAAACCCACCCUGUGAAACACACGAAACGGGUACAACAAACACGGCCACCACAGCUUCAUCUAAUAUGGGUGGAACAGUUCAGAGGGUCUGCUCCAACCCACCUUGUGAGACCCAUGAGACUGGUACCACCAACACAUCCACCACAGCUUCAUCUAGUAUGGGUGGAACAGUUCAGAGGGUCUGCUCCAACCCACCAUGCGAGACCCACGAGACUGGUACCACCAACACAUCCACCACAGCUUCCUCUAAUAUGGGUGGAACAGUUCAGAGGGUCUGCUCCAACCCACCAUGCGAGACCCACGAGACGGGUACCACCAACACAUCCACCACAGCUUCAUCUAAUAUGGGUGCAAACCAAACUGAAGCGGUCCAGAGGGUCUGCUCAAACCCACCCUGUGAAACCCAUGAGACGGGUACCACCAACACAUCCACCACAGCUUCAUCCAGUAUGGGUGGCAAUCAAACAGAAACAGUCCAGAGGGUCUGCUCCAACCCACCUUGUGAAACCCACGAGACGGGAACCACCAACACAUCCACCACUGCCACCUGCAGUAUGGAGACGGAUGAGGGAGCAGCCCAACAGAGUGGAGAAGCAUCAGAAACCGUCACCAGCACAGAGAGCUUGCCGUCUACUGCGGCGCCCCAGAGCCGAGCCAUCACCACAGUCACACAAGCAACACCUAUACCAGGACCAGCUGUUCCUUCUAUCUCAUCGAUCACAGAGUCGUCUUCGGAGGCGAGCGCUGAACCAGUUGUUAUGGAAAGCUCAGAGGCGGAAGCCUUGCAGGCGGAGGGCCAGGCUGAGGCAGAGGGGGUCACCACGCAGGAAGAGUUCCAGGCUGUGGCAGUGGCCAUGCCGAGUGACUUCCAGGCUGAAGCUACAACUUUAGCGAGUGACUUGCAGGGAGAAGCAGAGGCCAUGCAGGCAGAGAGCCAAGCGGAGAUGGGAGCGGUGCCAAUGGAGCAGGAUGCCGCUAGCAUGGAAGAGGCAGAAGCAGCUGCAGAACAGCUACCAAUAGCAGAGAUGGAGGGCGUAGAAGCGGCAUCAGCGUCCCAGGAUGCGGAGGCGCUGGCCCUGCCCCCAGAGCUGAUGUCAGAGGGGCCGGCCACUACACUUAUGGUGACUGGUCUGACACCAGAGGAGCUGGCUGUCACUGCAGCUGCAGAGGCAGCGGCCCAAGCUGCAGCCACAGAGGAAGCCCAGGCCCUCGCCAUACAGGCCGUGCUACAAGCAGCACAGCAGGCUGUUUUGAACUCUGGUGAGGCUGGAGAUGAACAGCAGACCCACACCAUACCGAUAAUUCUGACUCCACAGGAACUGGCAGCUCUGGUUCAACAGCAGCAGCAGCUCCAGGCAGCCCAGCAACAGGCCGCCGCCCAGGCUGCUUUACCCACAGAGGGCUUGGCUCCGGCUGACAGCCUAAAUGAUCCUUCAUCAGAGAGCAAUGGACACAAUGAGAUGGCAGCGGCAGCCGCAAGUGCAGUUGCCGAAUUGCUGCCACGUACCUCCACAGAGACUUUAGCUCCAUCCAUCACUUUAGCACCUGCAGUUGUCGCCAGUCCGGCAAGGAUGCAAGCUGCUGCAGCUCUCACUGAAGUGGCCAAUGGACUUGAGGCUGUGAAACAAAAUCCUCCCACUGCUACCAUCAAACCACCAGUAAAGAAAGAAAACCAAUGGUUUGACGUCGGCAUCGUCAAAGUGACAAACAUGGUUGCAACCCAUUUCUACAUGCCAACAGAUGACACCGGUUAUGUUGAUGAUGAUUCUGGAACAAUCCCAGACUACAGUCAGAUGAAAAAGGUGGAGCUUCAGCCUGGGACGGCCUACAAAUUUCGUGUGGCGGGUAUAAACACUUGUGGUCGUGGAGCCUUUUCUGAAAUAUCGGCUUUCAAGACCUGCUUACCAGGAUUCCCAGGGGCACCAUGUGCCAUAAAGAUAAGCAAGAGUACAGAUGGUGCACACCUUACAUGGGAGCCUCCAUCCGUAACAUCAGGAAAGAUCACGGAGUACUCCGUGUAUUUGGCCAUCCAGAGUAGCCAGACCACCGAGGCCAAAGCCUCUACCCCAGCCCAGCUGGCUUUUAUGCGCGUUUACUGUGGGCCCAACCCCUCGUGUCUGGUCCAGUCUUCCAGCCUAUCCAAUGCCCACAUAGACUAUACCACCAAACCUGCCAUCAUCUUCCGCAUCGCGGCACGCAACGAGAAAGGCUACGGCCCUGCCACGCAAGUGCGAUGGCUCCAGGAGUCUAGCAAAGACGGGAUUUCUGCUAAACCUGCCCCAAAAAGAGCCGUUUCUUCACCAGAUGCGAAAGGGAUUGGUCUAAAGAAAGCAAGAAUGGAUCAGUGAUGCUCAUUCAUCAUCCAAAACAAGGAAUACUCAUCCUGGCUCCCAGUGCACCAUCAUUACCGGAUUAAAGUGUAACCAUCCAUUAAAACAACUCGCAGUCUGAAAAAAAAACUAGGCAGAACUGUUUUUAGGGAAAGCUUUUUUCUUUGUUUUUUUAUAAACAAUUAAAGAAAAGCACAUUUACAUUUUGAGUAUUUUCCACUAAAGCAACAUUAUAUGGUGUGUGGAAAAUUUAGCUUUUUCCAUUGUAGAGUCUUCCUUUCUGACCCCCCCCCCAUUUAUUUCUAAGCAUCUAUCUUUUAUUUUGUAAGAUAUUUGUUCUGCUAUCAGCUGGGCUUAUAUGAAGUUGUUCUUGUUUAUGGGAUGAACUUGCAAGCGGUAAAGUUUUAGAUCAUAUUGAGUCAUGUUCGGGAAGAGAUGGGAAAACAAACCAAGCACUUGUUCUCAGACAAGAGGAUUUUCACUCGAUGGAAGUACAUGGUCCAGUACAAUAAGAGCUGCACAAAGAUGCUUUUUGGACUCAUGUCUGCUGAUGAUGUCAUCACUGUGCACUUUUUGUGUCACAACGGCGGAUAAAGAAAUGGACAAGGAAGUUUAUUACUGGCUGGGCAGAGACUUUGCUAGAACUGAGAUUUUCCAUACAAACAAAAUAAAAAACUAAACAAAAAAAAAAACACAAAAAUGGAAAACUUCCCAAAAAAUUAGCGAGCGAUGACGGAGAAGAUCUUUUGUGUAGUUUAUUUUUGUAUUUUAAAAGUUUUUCUCCUGUGUGCGUGUAUGUCUGUAUGCUUUUUUUUAACUCACUACUUUUUAUUUUUCUCUUUUUUUAAUUCACGUUCAAUCCCCAAUUUGGUUUUCAAGGAUUUGCGGAAAGUAAGAUUUACUCUGUUGUAAAUGAGGAAAAACUUUGUGAUUGUGCUGAAGCCAAGUGUUAAUAUGCCGAAAGAACGGAAACAGAUUUAACCAUCUGAAGGGCUUCUUACCGUGUUUACUGCAUAUUGUAAACCACACUGGUUUUCCACUUUGUGUAUGCCAAACUUAGAGAUGUAAAAAUCGUAAAACAUUGUUUUUUUUUCUGUUCACCAAAUCGCCAUGAUUAGUAAACCCUUCCUCUGACUUUCCUUCCUGACUUUUUCAUGUUUCAUAACAUAACUAUGUAGAUUUUUUCAGCCCUAGAUUGUGAAGGAAGUUGUCCAUGUGAAGAUGACAUCAUUUCGACCUUUUUCUUUUGAUUAUCUGAGGUGUAUGCAAGCUAAAUGUUAAAUGUAUACCUUUAUUGUCUCUCAUGUGUGUGGUUGAGGAUGGAGGUUAUCAUUCUUGGUAAAGCCAAGCAUGAAUUCGACUGUAAUAUAGUUCAUUCGUACCGCGAGAGGUAAAAGAUGACAUCUUGGCCUUUUUAUAUAUUUACCUGUAACAAAAGUUUUUACAUGUUGUCAUCUCCUGAUUGCCUUUUUGGUCUUGACUUAUAAAAGAUACAGAAAUAUA